AUGUUGGAACUAUUCCAGAUAAGAGAUCUGCACGGGUCUCCAUCUCCGACUGCUACAGACGAUACAGAUUCUUCGACUCCUCUGCCAAAUACAACCUCCGAUCCCCAGAACCGCGGAAUCAUCCAGAUCUCAUCCUCAGACUAUGACCAGAUCGCAACGACCCAUCCCCGCGCUCGACUGACAUAUGUCGAUGAUGAUGACGGAGAAACCAUCACGGUUGGGUCGUCGUUCGAGCUUUCUCAGCGUCUAGAGGACCCCAUCCCUCUUGGAUACUUUUCCAUCCCAACCUUCUCCGGUCCCGUUUCGACUUCCUACCCUAUGCACAUCUUCGACAUCAGACGGUCAAAAUCUGUAACGGACCUCUGGAAGAAAUAUGAAUAUAGGCAGCAUCUACGGGUCGACCAAGCAACGUCCGAUGCCAAUACGGAAACCCAGACUCACGAUACUCGCCCUCUCGCCCAAGCAGAAGCUCGCCCAAACCAUGACAAUGCGGCGAAUCCUACCUCUGUUACGGAGAACAGCGAGAUGGAGCCCCUCCUGGCUGCAUUCGAAGCCCAGAUGGCCUCCAUAUUACGUGCCUCGGAGAAUCUCAAUAGGGCCAGCGAGCAGCAAACCACCGCAAACCCCCCGCAGACGCAAGAAACUCCUCGCUCAAACAGCACUCAAAGCCCCAAUGAUGCAUUUACUUGUGCGAUAAACAAUCUCAUCGACGGAGCAGAGAGGAUUAGGUCUGGGGUCGUGUCCAGGCUUCCUGAGUUCGAACGCCAGCUCCAGAAUGCCCAACGGGCUCUCCCUGAGCCUGUUGGAUCUUCGGUGCAAUCGGCCCUUGUAACGUUGGAGGAUCAGGCUAGGAAUCUAGCAAAUGCUCUCAAUAAUGCAGCUGCCGCAAGAGGCCAGGGCAGCGGCAACAUCUUCCAAGGAGAACUACCCACAGCGAAUGAAGCUGUUUCUGGUUUGCGCAAUCUUGCAUCCGAGAUCGGUCAUAUGGGAUACACUUUGUUUGGAGCCUUGGACUCCGAGCUCAGGGGCGGUUCGAGGUUCCAAGGCCAAGACUCGCCGAGGGAUAACUCUGUCCCUCCGCUUCCAGAGAAUACAGAACAGGCACCAGACCCAAGCCACGAAACCCCAGCGAUACGUACAGAAUCCGGAGCCACCCUAUCUAACCGAGAUCAAGAUGUCCAGACUCAUCACGCCGUUCCUCAUCCCCAAUCCACGCAGGAUAGGCAAGCGCAGCCUUCAAACCCUUUUACCUUGCCUUAUAGGCCUCGUACUGAAGGACCUGGCUUGAGUCACGAUCCAGUCCAAAAUCCCUGUUCUUCUGGUCCGUCGUGCGUAUCUUGGCCCGCCCAGCCGAGGGUUGUUAACGGCCCACCAUUACAACGUGCACCCACAAGCAGCGCGCUGUUCAUUGGAAACGUCGGGUUUAACGUUAACGAAAAAAUGAUCCACGAUGUUUUCGCCUCAAAGGGUUUCACACCUAAUGUCAACCUUCUGCGAUAUCCAGGCGCAGGGCAACAUGCUGGCUUUGGUUAUCUAUACUUCCCUUCGGACAACCAUGCACGAGACGCUUUGGAAGCCCUGCAAGGCACCCACAUUGACGGGCAUUCGAUCAAUCUCGAAUUCAGCGACAGUCGUCCAGCCCGAGCAUUUCCAACCUUCAAUUGUCCACCGCCUAGACUACCUAGCAUGAGGCGAGGAAACGACCCGCAUGGUUUCACGGGAGAAGGUCAUCAUGAAACUACCAGUAGCCGCAGGACGGCUCCGUUGUCGGUUGCAGACCUAUGUUCGAACGACCAUCGGCACGUGGAUGAGGCGACUACCGAUAGCAAUCUAGAGGGCUCCUGGCAAACGAACGCCCAGCGAUUGAAUGCGCUUUACCCCUCCUUGACACCUGAGAACACCCGCCCGCAGCCCAUUGUCUCCGACCCGCCUGCGCGCAUUCCAGAUCAAAUGCUCCAGUUUCCGCCUUUCUCUCAGCAAGAUGCUCUGUACCAGCGUGCUGGAUCAUCCGUGUCUGAUGAUCAAGUGCAUCGGCAAAGGACACCUGAAGACUCCAGAAGAAAUGAAACAUCUACACAAAAUCUCCCCGGUUCAUUUCCCCAGGAUGUCCGUGACGACCUCGAAAUGCCCCAAAACAACGGUCCAUCGAACCCCUUACGCAGCCAGUCGGUCUCUUCACGCCCUCGGAGAGGCAAUCCCGUCCACCCUGCCAGAUCCUUGAGGCAUGGGCACCGGGAUCGCCCCGGCCGGCCGAUGGAUGGCUUUCGUCCUCUGAGCUUCUGUAGUCAAGCGCGACCUUUUCAUACAUCUGGGGGUGUUUCUAGACCGUCUGCUCACAGGCAACAGAGAAUUGACGAAUGUGUAUCUGCAUUGGCAAGUCUUGGGUACGGUGGCGCCGAAGAAGGAGGCCUCCAGAGGAUUGCUGUGUAUGCAGAGGCGGUAGAUGGUCGAAUCUCUGAUGCGAUUGAGAUGAUCGAAGAAGAGCGGAAGGCAUAUGAGCAGCAGAGAAGCCCUAUGUGA
This is a messenger RNA of Aspergillus terreus NIH2624, 2520 nucleotides long. RefSeq lists its product as uncharacterized. The record is from RefSeq and is a predicted model, not a curated record. Gene Ontology annotation, molecular function: RNA binding. Lineage: Eukaryota; Fungi; Ascomycota; Eurotiomycetes; Eurotiales; Aspergillaceae. The transcript is spliced from 2 exons. The coding region runs from base 1 to 2520 and encodes 839 amino acids.